Bufo bufo (common toad) is the source of this 510-nucleotide messenger RNA. Its product is annotated as gastrula zinc finger protein XlCGF53.1-like. The transcript has 4 exons. The record is from RefSeq and is a predicted model, not a curated record. Bases 34 to 510 code for a protein of 158 amino acids. NCBI's taxonomy places the organism in Eukaryota, Metazoa, Chordata, Amphibia, Anura, Bufonidae.
UAUAAGAUUCUUCUCCUGAUUGUCCAGUUGGGGAUGGAGAGGGACAGGGACAAGAUGGCGGAGAGUAUAAUAAAUCUCACCCUAGAGAUCCUCUUCCGGCUUACUGGAGAGGACUACACAGUAGUGAAGAAGACCUCUAAUGAGCUCUGCCAGGGCCCUGUGUCUGAAGGAUGUGGAAGAACCCUGAGCUCAAUCACAGGGCCUCCACCUCACCCCCUGAUACAUGAGGAAAUCAACAGAGAGAAGAUCCUAGAGCUCACCAACAAGAUGAUUGAGCUGCUGACUGGAGAGGUUCCUAUAAGGUGUCAGGAUGUCACAAUCCAUUUUUCCAUGGAGGAGUGGGACAGCCAGGCUGCAUUUACAAGCAGUACAGGGUGGUUGUUGUCAUCAUCAUCAGCAGCAGCUACUGCUUCUCCAAUUCAGACUCCUGCUCAUUGUCUUGAUCAGCGACAUUUUAACUUGCUGGAAUUCUACCAUUCAUAUCCUGGACCAUCUGUACGAGCGGCAUAA